AUGGAGAAGACGGCAAAGAAGGCACAGGCAGAAGGCAGCGAAGAUGAUGGCAUAUCAAAAUUACCAGAAGAUAUUAUGCAAUACAUACUUUCAAAUUUCCUAACACCAAAAGAAGCAGCCCAAACAAGGCUAUUGUCCAAGGCAUGGCGGAGUGCGUGGCAUACAUCCCCAGUUGUGUGUUUUUGCGAACCAAACUUCGGUAAGAGCUCCAAUCCUGAAUUUUGCAGAGCCAUGUUCUUGAAUUUUGUGAAUAAGGUCUUGCUGAAUUAUCGUGAGCAUAACCAUAGGAUACAAACUUUCAAGCUUCAGAUGAUAUUUAACACUGAGUCCGCUCAACUUGUUGAUGAAUGGAUGAAGAUUGCUCUAGAGAAAGGAUUGAGAAAACUUGAGCUCAGAACUUAUGAGAAGUCAUAUAUUUUACCUAGUAUAACCCUUGAAUCUAGAUCCCUUGAAGAAUUGGUUCUAUACAACUGCAAGUUUGAGCAGAAGCAAGUAAUAAAACAUAUAAUGUGUCAAAGUCUUAGAAGACUAGAUCUUGAAAAUGUGUUUUUAGUUGAUGAAGUAUUGGAGAAUAUCAUCUUAAACUGUAGGUUGAUUGAAAAUUUGAAAAUUCAUCACUGUGACGGCUUGAGAAACAUUACAGUAAAAGACCUCAAAAAACUCAAAGAAUUUUCUGUUAUCUAUGAUGGGGAACAGAAUGUUCAAGUUUAUUCACCAAAUUUAGAAUCCUUUACUUGUCAGAGAGGUUCAUGGUAUUGUCAGUCAAUCCGAGGGAGGCUUAGGUUGUUCGCAGCUCAAAAUUUGAAACUCCUAGUAUUAAAUGGUAUUUGCAUCACUGACGAGUUUUUCUUGGGCCUUGGAAACGUGUUUCCGCACAUUGAAGAAUUGAAAGUCAGCAAUUCUGAUGAUACACAUAGGAUCAAGAUAUCUAGUCAGUCCCUCAGGAAGUUGGAGUUGAUUCGUAACGAGAAAUUAGAGGAGGUGCAAGUUGAUGCUCCAAAGAUUGUUCAGUUUGUAUACAUGGGCAGCAGCAUUCCCCGUGUAUCUAUCACCAGUGCUCCCUUAAGUCAUUUGGAAUCAAGAAUUGGAGUAAAUUGCAACAACAACGUGAACAAUUCCUGGUUCUUUAAACUAAAGGAGAUGUUAACCAACUUGGGACAAUCAAAAGUUUUUCUGGGGAUAUCUGUUCGUGCAGAUGUAACAGUUAAUCUUAAUGAGAUUAGAGAUGGUCCAACCAAUCCUACACCUGAAAUUGAAGAAUUAUCUGUAGAAGUUGUUUCGUAUUGUGCAUCUAAACAGACUACUGCUGCAGCACUGCUAGAUGCAUGUUUUUGGAGCUUUCGUCCUAAAAUCAUACUCCAGGAGUGGUGUUUUCGUGGAACAAUUUACUUCACACAGUUCCUCCUCGAGCUGUUGAUGAUUAGCAGAAAUCAAGACCAUCUGAAUUUGUUGGAAACCACGUUUUGGCUGAAAAAUCUAAAAGAUGUCAAAGUUGUUGUGAUGAAGAGGUCUGGGCUAAACGAUGAGUGGCAGCCUGAGCUUUCAGACUGGAAGCCCCUACUUUAUUCAUGUGACGAUGUUGAUCUCGAUGAGAUUAAAGAUGGUCCAAUGGAUCCUAGACUUGAAAUUGAAGAGUUAUCUAUAAAAUUUUCUCAACGGCAAGGACGGAAGGUUUCUGCAGCUUUUCUAGAUGGAUGGAUGCGGUGCUUUUGUCCUCAAAUCAUACAACAGGAGUGGUGUUUUCUUGGAACUAUUCACUUCACACAGUUCCUCCUCGAGUUUCUGAUGAUCAGAAGAAAUCAAGACCAUCUGAAUUUGCAGGAAACUAAAAAGCUUUGGCUGGAAGAUGUCAAAGUUGCAAUCUUGAAGAAGAGUAUAUUAGAUGAUGAGUGGCAGCCUGAACUUUUGGACUGGAAGACUUUGCUGCAUUCCCACGACUCUGGUGAUUUCCACACAGCAAUUCGCUUUGAUUUAGAAUGGCGGUGA
This is a messenger RNA of Coffea eugenioides, 1986 nucleotides long. RefSeq lists its product as uncharacterized. Bases 1 to 1986 code for a protein of 661 amino acids. The transcript is spliced from 2 exons. NCBI's taxonomy places the organism in Eukaryota, Viridiplantae, Streptophyta, Magnoliopsida, Gentianales, Rubiaceae. Gene Ontology annotation, molecular function: protein binding. The record is from RefSeq and is a predicted model, not a curated record.